AUGAACAAGACUAUAAAGCCUCAAAAUCCGGCUUUGCAUGGUCUUUCAUACAGCAUUUUACUGCUAGUUUUUACUUUGCUAUGUCUUAGGAAAAAGCCAUAUAAUUAUCAUAGAUGCAACCUUUGGCUAACUAUUUCUCAUUUUGCUGUUUUGUGAAGCUUAAUGCUAUCAUCAAUUUUUUGAAUUUCUGACUACCGUUCCGUUCUACUGUGAAUUUCAAUCGAAUAUGCCGGAUGGGCCAUCCUAUUAAUUUGUGGGUUUUUUUUCCAAUGAAGAUACUGCCCAAGUUUAUUGUUUUCAGAAAAGUCUCUUGAUAUUAGCCUAUUUUUUAGAUUUUCUUUGGGCAACAGCGCUUCAGAAAAGACAUUAAUUAUGGAUAUUGUUAAGAAAAGAAAUGAGUUGAAAAAGGAGAUAAAAAAUUACAAAGAAAAGCAAGCACCUUAA
Molecule: messenger RNA, 444 nt
Organism: Blepharisma stoltei
Lineage: Eukaryota; Ciliophora; Heterotrichea; Heterotrichida; Blepharismidae
Source: the annotation of a GenBank genome assembly